GCUCCUGCGGGUCCCUGGGGUGCUGCUUCCUGGGACCCUCGGGUUAAUGGGACAGUCUACAAUUAAUGGCAUUUCUAUGGAAACGACGCAUCACGACACGCAGAGAGGCACGCGGGACGCUGAGUAUAAAACAGACGUGGAGGAGACGAGAGGAGACAGAAGGAACCUGAAGCUCCAGAGAGACACCGGACAACCGACUGACUGCUGCCCCGGAAACACAGCGCCAAACCCGGAUCAACCAGCUGAGACCUCCGCUGAUUAGACGAGACUUCCACACCCUCAACAGCAGUGAUCCAGAUCAAAGCAUCAAGAUGAAACAAAGAACGACUUCAUACAAGAUCAGUCCCGACUCUCUCCCCCGUCAGGUGAGCACCAACAGUCGGGAGCGUUGGCGCCAGCAGAACGUUAACGGAGCGUUCAGCGACCUGCGGAGCCUCAUCCCAACGCACCCCCCCGACAGGAAGCUCAGCAAGAACGAGAUCUUGCGCCUCGCCCUGCGCUACAUCGGCUUCCUGGAGCAGGUGGUGACGGAGCAGGACGGCGUCACCGUGGCAACCAGGGGCCGCUCGGGCAGCGUGGAUCAGGAGGAAGACGAGGAGGAGGAGGAGGAAGAAGGGUUGUCUCCGAACUCCAGCUGUGGAGACGGCCUGAUGGACGAGCAGGACUGUGGAGGACUUCUGCAGUUCCUCCAGCCAUGGAUGGAGUAAUGAAGGGUCUUAAUGGGCCGGGGGCUGAAAGUGUCUGGGGCCCCCGCUGCAAAAUGACACUCGAAGAAACGAGUGAUCGAGGAAGAGACUUGAAAUUACUGCAACAAGACAGAAAAUCUCUACUCCUGCCCAUGGACCUGGAGAGGUGAAACAAAGAUGAUGAAGUAUUCAUUAAAACAGUGGAGCAGUCCUUUAAAAACACAUUGUUGUAUCGGACUGAGAGUUCAUGUGAUAUUCACAUAGUGGAGUAUUCAUUCAUUAUUAGAUUCAUUAUUCAAAUGCUAGAUUGUGUUCUGUUAUAACGAGAUGCUGUGAUGUGUGUUAUUUCUGUCAGAGAAGAAGAAGCAGAAUAAUCAGUAACCAGAUUGAGUUUCUUUUAUUGUGAAGGAACUGUCGGUGCUUUUAUUGUUUUAACACUUUUGUAAAAUAUGUUAUUAUGUGUGCUGUUUGUUGAUUAUUUUCAUCUGUGAUGCAAAAUGUUUC
Molecule: messenger RNA, 1190 nt
Organism: Notothenia coriiceps (black rockcod)
Lineage: Eukaryota; Metazoa; Chordata; Actinopteri; Perciformes; Nototheniidae
Product: T-cell acute lymphocytic leukemia protein 1 homolog
Exons: 3
Coding region: 312-707 (131 amino acids)
Biological process (GO): regulation of transcription by RNA polymerase II
Molecular function (GO): protein dimerization activity; DNA-binding transcription factor activity, RNA polymerase II-specific; RNA polymerase II cis-regulatory region sequence-specific DNA binding
Source: RefSeq, a predicted model, not a curated record